This is a messenger RNA of Metarhizium album ARSEF 1941, 921 nucleotides long. RefSeq lists its product as uncharacterized. Lineage: Eukaryota; Fungi; Ascomycota; Sordariomycetes; Hypocreales; Clavicipitaceae. The transcript has a single exon. The record is from RefSeq and is a predicted model, not a curated record. The coding region runs from base 1 to 921 and encodes 306 amino acids.
AUGGCGCGCGCGUCUUUCCACGCCUUCGCCCGCCUCCCCGCCGAGCUCCGGCAUCAAGUAUACAUGGAGCACCUGCGUCCCCUGAACCCGCCCACCGUGUACCUGUACAGCAAGAACCUCGUGCUGCGGUACCUGGACCCGGAGGGCGAGGACGAGCGGUACGCGGGGAUAUCCCACGAGCCGCUCGUGCAGGUCAGGAUACCGGCGCUGGCGCACGUCGACGCCGAGGCCCGCGGGGCGACCAUGUCGUGGGCGCGCUCCGAGGGCAUCUCGCUGCGGUUCCGGAGGGAAACCAACGGGCACGUGUUCUGCCGGCGCUGGGACCCGGCCCGCGACGCGCUCUACGUCUCCCGGGACAAGUGGGAGGAGUUUUGCGAGCUGCCGUGGGAGUCGGCGGGCGUGGAGGGCAUGGCCUCCUCGGUGCGGCACCUGGCGCUGCCUGCCUUCACGGCCUACUACAGCUUCGGCGAGCUGGGGGGCUACCUGAUGUCGUGGUUUACGGGGCUCGAGGUGCUCAGCUCGGUGUGGGGGGGGCUGCCCGACCUCGCGUACUCGCGGACCAGGACGGUUCCGGGGACGCGGAGGCGGACGGGGACGGGGACGGGGACGGACGACGACCGCACGGACACGGACACGGACACGGACACGGGCGUUGAUCCCGUCACGGGCGACUGGGAGGAGCGUAUUGCCGCCGAGGUCCAGCCCGUGUGGGAGCUGGUGAGGGAGACGGGCGACGUUGUCGACAUGUGCGUCAAGGACCCGUUGGACGGGACCGAGAGCUUGGAGAGGGGCGAGCUGGGCGUUUGGAUGGACGAGCUGACGGAUGCGUUUUUGACGGUCGAGCUGCCGGACCAUGUGUAUGAUGUGGAAGAGGAGAAGUUUCUGGUUGAGUUUCGGCCGGUCAGGGCGGUCAGGGGCUAA